AUGGCCUCACCACAGCAAUGCCUAGACCAUUUAAUCCUCUUCGUCCCAGCCAACCCAACCACGAAACUACCUGAAGUGCCACCGUUCUUCUCGAACAACUUCACACUCACUCCAGGAGGUUUCCACGCCGAUGGCGCGACAUCGAAUACCUUGAUCCUUCUUGUGGAUGGAUGCUAUAUCGAGCUCAUCUCCUUCAUUAAUCCCUCUCUCGCACCUGAGCAUUGGUGGGGCCCGGACGCCAACUUCAUGGGCUGGAAAGAUUGGUGCUUAACAAAUUCUCUUACGCCGGAGAAAAAUUACGAGGCAGUAAAGGGCAGCCAUUCAGAGCCGAUCAGAGGCGGGAGAAAGAGAGCUGAUGGUGUUGAUGUAGCCUGGGCUGUUACCUUUCCUGAGGGAGAGAAGGGCGGGCAGAACAUCAGAGGCAAGGUCCCGUUCUUCUGCCACGACAUCACGUCUCGUGAUAUUCGUGUGCCGCUUGAUGAGGCGAAGACGACGCAUCCGUGUGGCGUGUUGGGUGUUAGACAACUUAGCAUCAUCAUGCGGGAUCAGGCUAUGCUUGAAGAGACAAAGACUGUGUACGAAAGCAUGAUUGGCCAUGCUAUGAAGGAAACAGGCGGCGAAGUCAGAUUCUUGCUUGGACGCGUGCAGGAGGUUGAGAAGCUCAAUGGUGGAGCGGAGAUUGUGCUACGUUUGCCAAAGAAUGAGGAGGAGCGGGGAAACGUCAAGAAACGGGGAUUCUGGUAUGGAGAUGUUGUUCUCGCAACGAAUGCGCAACCUGGAAAGACUGGAAGUUCUAGGGAGAGGCUGGAUAGCGAUGUUGGCGGGGUUUGGCUAGAGUAUUCUUGA
Alternaria atra is the source of this 846-nucleotide messenger RNA. RefSeq lists its product as uncharacterized. Bases 1 to 846 code for a protein of 281 amino acids. The transcript has a single exon. NCBI's taxonomy places the organism in Eukaryota, Fungi, Ascomycota, Dothideomycetes, Pleosporales, Pleosporaceae. The record is from RefSeq and is a predicted model, not a curated record.